CCAUCAUCAUCAUCAUCACGGCCUCUGCUCCUCUGGAUCGGUCGGGCUGAAGGAGGCUGAUCGUCUGCGGGCUGCAUUCCAAGAUUGGGUGCACAUCAUCUGCAUUUCUACAUUUCUGCACAGUGUCUGCACAGCGUUGCCAGCCAAGAUGUCCUCCGAUAACGUCACCUUCCUCGGCCAUGCCCGAGGAUUCGCUAUGGCCUCCAUCGCCGCAUGUGCCUCAGCCACCCUCACCAAUCCAAUGGAAGUGAUCAAGACCCGGCUGCAGCUCCAGGGCGAGCUCUCAAAGACCUCCAACGGUGGCAAGCUCUAUGGAAAUGCCUUCUCUGCGCUGAUCACCAUCGGGAGGAACGAGGGAAUCCGCGGCCUCCAGAAGGGUCUGAUUCCUGCCUAUGGCUACCAGUUAUUCAAUAACGGCUGUCGUAUCGGCCUGUACGAGCCCAUCAAGCAGUUCUACCAGCAAGUCAUUGGCCAGCUGUGGUCGUCAAACAGCCAGCACAAUUCGCUUCCAGUGAUGCUGGCUGCCGGCGCAACGAGCGGCAUUCUUGGUGCCCUGACAGCCAGUCCGCUGUUCCUCGUCAAAACGCGAAUGCAGUCCUAUUCUCCUGAGCUGUCGUCGGUCGGACACCAGCAUGCCUACGUCACGCAAGGCACCCUCCGGUCACUGCAGAUCAUCUACCGAAACGAAGGCCUCCGCGGAUUGUGGAGAGGUGUGGAUGCCGCCAUGUUCCGGUCCGGUGUUGCCUCGGCUGUCCAGCUGGCGAGCUACGACAAGUCCAAGCAGCUCUUGAAGGGCACAGGAUGGUUCCAUCUCGGCCCGUAUGGCGAUGGCAACCUCGACCUGCAUCUGGCCGCAAGCAGUAUCACGGGCUUGUUGAUGUGCAUAGCCAUGAAUCCUUUUGACGUGACCAUGACAAGAAUGUACAACCAAAAAGCAACUGGCGGACAUGGAGUCCUGUAUUCGGGCACACUCGACUGCAUCAUGAAGACUGUUCGGGCCGAGGGCGUGGCUGCGCUCUACAAAGGCUUCACGGCACAUUACAUGCGCAUCGGGCCGCACAUAGUCUUCACAUUCGUGUUUCUGGAGCAGCUCAAAAAACUAUCGCGGAUGUGGGAUCAGUCGCAGUUGCAGGUUGCGGCGCUCACAAAGUGAUCCAACGGAUACAAUGCCCAAGUGCACUGCUCGCUUCUGUCUUUGAGAAGCACACGCAUGACCAUCAUUCCUCCUUUACGAUAAACUGAACUGCAUCUGUUUCCAAAUACAUCGCACGCAUCUUUGUGGUCGCCGCCUUGGAUCCACC
Molecule: messenger RNA, 1301 nt
Organism: Polychytrium aggregatum
Lineage: Eukaryota; Fungi; Chytridiomycota; Chytridiomycetes; Polychytriales
Product: mitochondrial carrier domain-containing protein
Exons: 5
Coding region: 149-1153 (334 amino acids)
Source: RefSeq, a predicted model, not a curated record